AGUCACAGUAAGAUGACGGUGAUGUGGCAGCUCUUGCUCCUGUGGUGGGCAUGGAGUCCUCUGUGUCUGUCAUCCAGUGUAAGCUUCAUUGGUACACCACAACAGUGUCAGAAAGCUCACUUUGUCCCUGGUUACAAUCUGGGUGGCGAAGGCUUCGACAUCGUCACGAUGCAACGGAAAGGUGCCUAUGUCAUCGACACUGAAACAUGGAAACUUGGCAACGACACUUGCAGGCUAUACCCUAACAGCUACAAGAACAAUGAGAACCAGAAGGUCCCCGUUGCUGUAGUGGACUGGAGAAGCCUCCCACAAUGCAGUUUAAAGGUCUCCAGUACAUCUUAUGACUCUGUUGAAACUCUUGUGAAUGAUUCCACCUCAGCUGUGUCCAAUGAUUGGAAAAUUGGCCUUGAAAUCCCAGUAGACCCUUCUGUCACGAUUGGGGUUGGCUUUGGAGGUUCCCACUCCAAAGAAUCAACCUUUGCCAUGCAAAAGUCAAAAGAAGACCGCUAUAACUUCAUGCGCCAUUCUGUCCACUGUAACGUCUACCGCUACAGACUGGCUACAAUACCUCCCCUGAGUCAUGAGUUUAAAUCAGCUGUCAGCUCCCUUCCUUCAUAUUCACAUAACACAGAGUUCAUUUAUCGUAAUCUCAUUGAUACAUAUGGCACACAUUACAUCACACAAGUGACUCUGGGAGGGGAAAUAAAGGCAGUCACUUCUGUCAGGACCUGCAAGGCAACCAUGAAUGGACUGUCAGCAACAGAGGUCAAGGAUUGUUUGUCAGUUGAGGCUUCGGCUAGUUUUGCACAAACUGCCAGCAUUAAGGCCAUGUAUGAACACUGUCAGCAAAAGAAAAAUGAGUUAGGCUCUGAUGAAAGGUUCAGCAGCUCAUUUAAUGAGCGUACCACAGAGGUCAUUGGUGGAAACAUUAACAUAGCUGGUAUCCUCUUUCAAGGGCAGUCAGACCCCUCUGUCUAUAAUGCCUGGCUUAACUCACUGAAAGAAACACCUGAUAUUGUCCAGUACAACAUAAAGGCUCUGCACACCAUACUGCCAAGUGUUCAUCCAGCCAGUGCCGGACUGAAGCAAGAGGUGGAGAAGUACAUCAAGAAAAAUGCGGUGUUGAAAAAAUGCUCAGAGUCAUGUCAAAUUGGGCACAGAUCUAGCAAAAGGGAUCCUUGUGCUUGUGUUUGUAACAAUAAUCAGAAUGUGAAGUCAAACUGCUGUCCUGCUGGGAAAGGUCUUGCAACGUUAACAGUUUUCAGGCUUUAUGCAGAAGAAUUGUAUGGUGAUGUGUGGACUCAGACAGAUGGUUCAGUGGAGGUUAAAUAUGGUGACCAGAUAAAGCGCACUGCCAUUAUAUUAGACAAUGAUAAUCCUAGGUGGUCAGAGAAAUUUGAGUUUGGACCUAUUGUCAUUAACAUGAAAAACAAGCUUACAUUCAGUGUUUAUGAUGAAGAUACUUACUGGGACAGUGAUCCACUUGGCGGGUGCUCAUUUGAUCUGCGUAGGGGGCAGGUGAGUGACAGCUGCAUGUUAAAUCAUGGUACCUUGUUCUUUUCGUACAUAGCAGAGUGCGCAUCAAGUCUUGGUGGUGACCAAUGUCAAGAGUACAUACCCUCCCCAAUGAGUGAUUCUCUGUCCAAGAUCUUCUACACCAGAAAUGGGGUCCUUCUGGGAGAGACAGGAAAGCAGCAUGCUAAAUCUCUCAAGUUUAGGCCAGCUGUUAAUGUGACAUGAAGUGAUGAAUGAUAUUAAGAUUUGAUUUCAUGAUUUCAUGAUUGCUAUAUUACUCAUAAUCUGCAUCUUUGGCACUGUUACUCUUUUGCAUGUUUCUCAUGUUUGACUUUUGUGUGCAAUAAUAAUGGCACAUGGUAUAUAUUAGUUAAAUUCUCUAAAUGUGUUUGUGUGAACACAGUUUGAUAGCCUACUUAU
Scomber japonicus (chub mackerel) is the source of this 1935-nucleotide messenger RNA. RefSeq names its product perforin-1-like. The transcript has 3 exons. NCBI's taxonomy places the organism in Eukaryota, Metazoa, Chordata, Actinopteri, Scombriformes, Scombridae. The record is from RefSeq and is a predicted model, not a curated record. Bases 13 to 1740 code for a protein of 575 amino acids.